This is a messenger RNA of Brassica oleracea var. oleracea, 1250 nucleotides long. Its product is annotated as ethylene-responsive transcription factor ERF113-like. NCBI's taxonomy places the organism in Eukaryota, Viridiplantae, Streptophyta, Magnoliopsida, Brassicales, Brassicaceae. The record is from RefSeq and is a predicted model, not a curated record. Bases 370 to 1041 code for a protein of 223 amino acids. The transcript is spliced from 2 exons. Gene Ontology annotation, molecular function: DNA-binding transcription factor activity; DNA binding. Gene Ontology annotation, biological process: regulation of DNA-templated transcription; ethylene-activated signaling pathway.
AUCCUCUUUUCUUGUAGAUCCUUCUCUUUAAAAACCCUCUAUUUCUUGACCUCUUCUUAAUUUCCUCAUAAUAUCAAUAGCCUAGAGUAAAGAAAACCCUUGAUUGCUUCCAACUUGUUCAUCACCAAGCCAAGCUCCAUGUUCUAGUCGCUCCCUAGAAUACUAAGCUUACAAUCAAUUUGUUCAAACUAGUUGGUUCCUUCCAAGGUCUUGUACACAUACGUACCACAAACACGGGUUGUUCUUUCUGUGUGUGUGUGUGCGCGCGCGUGAAUUGUAAAAGUGGAUCGAAGGUAUGGAAAGGGAUUGGGUCCACCGGAAACGUCGGCGGCGGAGAACCCUUCUUGGAACGAGUCAGAUGUCACCGCCAUGAUCUCCUCUCUAAGUCGUGCCAUCGAGUAUCCAACAGCCGACGGACACGACCCGGUCAAAGAAGAGCUUGAUAAAUCGGAUCAACUACAACAAGACCAAGAUCAACCAAGAAAAAGACACUAUAGAGGGGUAAGGCAGCGACCAUGGGGAAAAUGGGCGGCCGAGAUCCGUGACCCAAAGAAAGCAGCCCGUGUAUGGCUCGGAACUUUCGAGACAGCAGAAGACGCCGCUUUAGCCUACGACCGAGCCGCCCUCAAAUUCAAAGGCACCAAGGCUAAACUCAACUUCCCUGAACGUGUUCAAGGCCCAUCAACCACAAGCUAUGUUGCAUCUCAAUCUGGCACUGAUCAUGCCCCAAGAGGAGGUAGUGAGUUAAUGAACUCACCUCCUCAGCUUGGUCCAUCAUCUACUACUACCACUACUACCUCGUGGCCAGUGAAUUAUAACCAGGACAUACUUCAGUACGCUCAGUUGCUUACAAGUAACAAUGACGUUGAUUUGUCUUACUACACGUCAAGUCUCUUCAGUCAGCAGCAGCAGCCUUUCUCAACGCCAGCUUCGUCUUCUUCUUCCUCCUUAGCUUUCCAACAAACGCAGCAGCAACAACAGCAGCAGCGUGAAGACGAGAAGAGCUAUGGUUACCACUAUUAUAACUACCCAAGAGAAUAAUACAGUUAUUAUUGCCUGUCGAAUAAGUUUUAUAAAUCUCUACUGUAUUUUCAUUUCGGUUUUUACUUCCGUAACCGACGUUGCACCAAAAAUGAAUGAACGAGACGCAUGUGUAUCGUUUUUUUUUCGUUUUUUCUUCGUUUUUUCCUUAAUUGUUAGUAUGAUUUGGAUUUGUUGAAGUUCAAUUUUGACACAUGUAAUUCCUAGAA